AGAGAGAGAAAGAGAGAGAAAGAAAAAGAAAGACAGUCACUACUUUUCCAAACAAGAAGGAAAUAUAAGCAGAAAAAUUAAAGAAUUCAAGACUGGAGCAACACAAGAAAGAGGGGAAAAGCAUUGGGAAGAAGGAAGAGAAGGCUUCACACUUUUCAUGAGGGGACUUUUUAAUUCACCGCAACACAGGGUUAAGAGGGAGGGGCCUAAUAUAAUCAGACUCCAGUGAAAGACACACAGCCAAGGUACAACAGGGGACACAGAACAAGCCGACAUACACACACACACACACGCGCACACGCACACACAAACGCACACACACAGCCAUUUUUUCCUAUUGCCAGCCAUGAGCUUUGGAGCAGCUUGCAUCUUUCUCAGAGGGGGCAAGAAUAGAGUGCGAUCGCUGGCACCUGACGAAAUAGAAGAGUUGCGAGAGGCCUUUCAGGAAUUCGAUAAGGACAAGGAUGGGCUGAUCAGCUGCAAGGACCUGGGCAAUCUGAUGAGAACCAUGGGGUACAUGCCCACUGAGAUGGAGCUGAUCGAGCUGGGUCAGAACAUCAACAUGAACCUGGGGGGCAGGGUGGACUUUGAGGACUUUGUGGAGCUGAUGACGCCCAAGCUCCUGGCCGAGACCGCUGGCAUGAUCGGACUCAAAGAGCUGAAAGAUGCCUUCAAGGAGUUCGAUGUGGACGGCGACGGCGCCAUCACCACGGAGGAGCUGCGGAGCGCCAUGAGCAAGCUGCUCGGCGAGCAGAUGAACCGCGGCGAGAUCGACGACGUCAUCCGGGACGCCGACAACAACGGCGACGGCACCGUGGAUUUCGAAGAGUUUGUCAAAAUGAUGUCGAGCCAGUGACAGAAGAAGAGAGGAAGACCACGUGGAAAGAAGGGAUGCAAGAACAGUGGAAAGAAAGAGGGAAGACUGCCUGCAGCAUAAACCCAGACUGUUAUAUAUUUGUAUAUUGUUCUGAAAUAUCUACGUUUGACUUGUAUAAUACAAAAAUGAUUAUUUUAUGACUGACCUAUACUUGAAAUUGGUGAUACGGGUAUUUCUGAUUAUUAAAACAAU
Molecule: messenger RNA, 1069 nt
Organism: Anguilla anguilla (European eel)
Lineage: Eukaryota; Metazoa; Chordata; Actinopteri; Anguilliformes; Anguillidae
Gene: cabp5b
Product: calcium binding protein 5b
Exons: 7
Coding region: 347-856 (169 amino acids)
Molecular function (GO): calcium ion binding
Source: RefSeq, a predicted model, not a curated record